AUGACUCGCAUAGACCGGUUACAUGGGAGCAGCGACGGUGGAGGCCGUAGGUGUAACGCCAGCGGGGCUGCCACGGUGAGACCAAAAGCUGCGUGGAGAGACUUGUUAGUUGGUGUUGUGUGCGCGUGCACGAAUUGCAUCGAGGGCAGGAGAACUCCAGGCCAGGAAUACGAUCAACGAGGCCGUAUAGACAAUGGUUUUGGUGAGGAACCCGGUAUAAUUGCGGUCUUCCCCUCGAGGCACCAGAUGGAAAUCCAUCACGGCGGGGGAAGCAAGCGGCCAGUAGCGAUGACGACAACAAGCAGCAGAGCCCGGGAGGGAAAUGAGAAUCCCGACCGGGAUAAGAAAGUAAAAAAAGGGAAUCAGGGGAAUCAAGAGGAGAAGAGGAGAAGGAGUUGGACUAAAAAAGCCGGAUUGAAGGCAGACGAAGCAGGGCUGGUCAGCGCCCUCCUCCAUGGCGGGGAUGGACUGCCAAAAGGUGUGAUGUGCACUGAAUUGAAACCCUCUGGCCAACCGGUUCCCGAACGUUGCACUGCAGCUGCUGCCCGGCUUCUUUUGCUCUCUCGAUAUCCAUCAUCCAUCAUGCCAACUUCGGAAGCAAGGGGCCGGUCGUCCAUCGGGUCACCAGAGAGCUUGUUUACGGGAAUUGAGUCUUCAUUAGUGUUGCCUGCGGGUCACAUUGGCCUAUGA
Molecule: messenger RNA, 690 nt
Organism: Aspergillus niger
Lineage: Eukaryota; Fungi; Ascomycota; Eurotiomycetes; Eurotiales; Aspergillaceae
Exons: 5
Coding region: 1-690 (229 amino acids)
Source: RefSeq, a predicted model, not a curated record